Messenger RNA from Schistosoma bovis, 483 nucleotides. Lineage: Eukaryota; Metazoa; Platyhelminthes; Trematoda; Strigeidida; Schistosomatidae. The record is from the annotation of a GenBank genome assembly.
AUGUCAUCAAGGGAUAAAGAAUGCCUUCCCAGUGGGUCUGUUUGGGAGGUUACAGACUUGCUAACUGAGGAUGCUGUCAUCUGCGAAACCCCUAAUAUUUACACUUCUUCAUCUGGAUCUCGGCAUAUCUUCAUAUCUACGAAGUCCGGAUUUAUGAGCCAGGUGCUUUUCAUAAGUCGUCACGUGGAUCGUUUAUUAUAUAAAUAUCAUAGUUCAUCUCAGUCCGAUCCCUCAAAACCACCUGAAUUUUGGAUUCACGGUAUAGGACCGCUUAGUAUUGUGAGGACAGCUGAGCUGGCUCUGCACUUAAGUCAUCGAUUGUACCCUGGGCACCUCAAAAUAUCAACUUACACGAGCAGCUGUUCAACUAAGAAACAUAUUAUAUCUCAAGUAGAAAAUGAGAAAAUUUCAAUACGAGAGGAAUCGCGGACUAAAGGUGCUAUUCAUGUCCAUAUCCGUUUAGUCCCCACAUGCGAUGCUUAG